Molecule: messenger RNA, 1836 nt
Organism: Daldinia decipiens
Lineage: Eukaryota; Fungi; Ascomycota; Sordariomycetes; Xylariales; Hypoxylaceae
Product: FAD/NAD(P)-binding domain-containing protein
Exons: 2
Coding region: 179-1468 (429 amino acids)
Molecular function (GO): FAD binding
Source: RefSeq, a predicted model, not a curated record
AUAUGGCUGAUAAUGACAAUAUGUCUAACUACCAAUUCUCUUGUCUUAUUAGAUAUAACUAACAAAUACUUAUUCCUCCUUUCUUCCCCUUUAGACAAACAGGGGUAAAUAAAAGUUUCUACUACCUACACCACCUCUAAGUACCCACUAGGUUAGUGAUAAUAGAUUUUCGACGAUAAUGCCGCUCAAGGUCCUCAUCGUCGGGGCGGGUAUCUGUGGGCCUGCCUUGGCAACGCUACUGCGGCGUUCCGACCCGGAGAACAGUAUCACGGUUGUGGAACGAUACCCGGGAAUAAGACAUAACGGCUUACAAAUUGAUCUUCGGUCAUGGGGUGUACCGAUCAUGAAACGGCUUGGGCUUAUCGACGCCGUGAAAGCGAAGUGUGUGCAUGAGAGCGGCAUAACCUUCGUCGACUCCAAAGGCAGACAACACGGGCUGUUCGGUGCCGCAGGAACUGAAACCGGCCAGCAGUCUUUCACUAGCGAUUUUGAGAUCCUGCGCGGCGACUUGUGUCAGGUUCUCUAUGAGGCUAGUCUACAAGAUUCAGAUGCAAAGGUAGAUACUCCCGAAGGUGAAAAUGGACCCGGCGUUAGCUAUUUAUUCGGCACGACGGUUACGCGACUGGACCAAGAUGAAAAGGGUGUAGAUGUAACUUUCUCAGAUGGUCGGACGGGGCGGUAUGACCUAGUAGUCGGUGCCGAUGGCCAGUGGUCGCGAACACGGCGUAUGAUGUUUGGCGAAGAGGCUGGGCUCGGUAUGUUCAAGCGCCUGAACGUCUACGUCGCAUACUUUACCAUUCCAAGGGAACCCGGGGACGAUGACCUGGCGCGCUUCUACCAUGCAGGAAAGGGGCGCGGCCUGGCCACGCGCACGGGCGACCGGCCUUACACGCAAGUCUACCUGGUGCUAUUCACAGAGUCGGAAGAGGUGCGACGAGGAGUUGAGCGGCAAUCCGUAGAGGAGCAAAAAGAAACUUUCGAGAAAAUAUACCGCGGCGCUGGGUGGCAAACGGACCGCUUCCUCAAGGGGAUGGCCGAAUCGACUGACUUCUACGCGGACUCUAUCGGGCAAAUUAAAGCGCCCCAUGUGGUCAAAGGUCGCAUCGCGCUGAUUGGUGAUGCGGGUUACUGCGCAGCGCCGGUAACAGGCAUGGGCACGACAGUCUCCCUGGUGGGGGCCUGGAUGCUGGCUGGCGAGCUAGCACGACACAAAGGUGACGUACCGACCGCUCUAGAGGCCUACGAUGUGAAGAUUCGCCCAUACGUCGACGAAGCCCAAAAACUCAUGCCUGGUAUACCCAGAAUUAUGACAUUAGAGUCGAACUGGGCUAUCUCCCUUCUACACCUUAUUGUAUCGAUUAUCUCGUUCUUCAAAAUCGACAGGCUAAUCAUGCGUUUCGCGCCCGAAGAAAAAGGGGGCAUGCCGGUUCCGGAGUAUCCAGAGCUGAAGGGGGUGUAUCCCGCAUGAACUAGAAGCGGGAAAUAGGAGGGGGAAGCCUAGGUGGCGAAGGAGCCAGAAAGGUCGAUCGAGGUAUUUGAGCCCUAUUUCUUUGAUAUCUGUAGAUUGAAGCAUCGGGUUUGCAGGUAAUGGGAUAGGCAGAGCUUCCUGAUGUCAAUUUCUUUGAUUUGUUAAAUUAGUAUACCUACCUAUGUAUAUAGGAAGCGAUAUAUAGCUCCUCUCUAUUUAGAUCUCCAAUCUACAUUGUAUGAUUUUUGGCAGGGCUCUUGAAUCAUUUUUCGUGUUUAGGGAUUGCUUUCUUGAAUAUGACGGCUCGUGAUAUUGAACCGCUAGGCUGGGAAAAUACAAGCGAGCACUAAGCAAAAUCGAUCUAUAAU